UGUGAGCGUUGCAACGUCCUCUACUGCUCCUACACCUGCCUCCUCUUAGACUGGGAAGCCCAUAAGAAGGCCUGCGCCCCCAAGACGACUCGCUCCCGUGUCGAUGCCAGCGCCGGUGACAACAGCACGUCCUCGCGCUCUGCCCCUGGUCUGGAGAAGCACAUCCCGAACCCUUUCACGCAGAUCGACAGCGGCGCGUACCUCCACAACCGCCCAGAGCGGGAUGUCUACAAGCUCCUCAUCGACACGUACCGCCUGCGCAUGGCCGACAGGUGCGGUUUAGAAGGCGUCCGCGAGGCGGACUCGUUGUACGCGCCCGGCGUCACGGAUGCCAUGCCCGGGUUCCGGCGUUUUCUGGGCCUGGUGGAGGCUAAGCGCGGCGUGCUGCCUAGCUGGUGGAGCGCGGAGAAGGAGAGGGAAUGCGAACGGCUCGGCGGUGGCGGCGGCGGCUGGAGCAGCCUGCGGAGGAAGAUUGAGAAGUCUGACGUCCUGGCUCAUUACCGCGAUGAGAAGUUCCCGAUGCAGCUGCGUAUGUUUGGGGAAACGAUCUACGGACGGGGAAUCGGUGGGCAGGAUGGAACGAUGAUCAGAAGGAUGAUGAUGGCGCAGGAG
Messenger RNA from Cryphonectria parasitica EP155, 612 nucleotides. RefSeq lists its product as uncharacterized. The transcript has a single exon. The annotation marks the transcript as partial. NCBI's taxonomy places the organism in Eukaryota, Fungi, Ascomycota, Sordariomycetes, Diaporthales, Cryphonectriaceae. The record is from RefSeq and is a predicted model, not a curated record.